Molecule: messenger RNA, 1584 nt
Organism: Paramisgurnus dabryanus
Lineage: Eukaryota; Metazoa; Chordata; Actinopteri; Cypriniformes; Cobitidae
Gene: kcnj11l
Product: potassium inwardly rectifying channel subfamily J member 11, like
Biological process (GO): regulation of monoatomic ion transmembrane transport; potassium ion import across plasma membrane
Cellular component (GO): plasma membrane
Molecular function (GO): inward rectifier potassium channel activity
Source: RefSeq, a predicted model, not a curated record
GGACGCUGUCCGAUUGCGUAAGGUUUCCAGCUGCUCAUCCUCCCAUCUGCUUACAUUUGCUUAACGCAUUUUGUUCGUUAUUAUUUAUUGAUGAUUUUAAUAUGAAAUAACGCGUGCGUGCGGUGUGCAGGAAGGUGUCACAUUUGUUGAAUGGAUCCUACAGACUCCUGAUGUUCACCUAUAUGAAAUACUACAGUGUCCUCUAAAUCCUUGGGGAUUAAGGAGCCAGAACACCCAGAGAUUACCAAAAUGUUGGCCCGUAAAGGCCCUCUCCCUGACGGAUUCCUGUUGACACGACUCGCUGAGGAUGCCGCGCAGCCCAGCCGUGUCCGACCGAAGUCACAGCGGGCGCGUUUUAUUACCAAGAGUGGGUCGUGUAACGUUGCCCACAAAAAUAUACGAGAACAGGGCCGAUUUCUUCAGGAUGUUUUCACGACUAUGGUGGACCUGAAAUGGCAACAUUCCCUCCUUAUCUUCACUUCCGCAUUCCUCUGCUCCUGGAUGCUCUUUGCCAUGGUCUGGUGGCUCCUGGCGUUCGCUCACGGCGACUUGGAACCUCGAGAUCCGAAUGAACCCGGACCCGUACCCUGUGUUACCUCCAUUCACUCCUUCACUUCGGCUUUUCUCUUCUCUAUCGAAGUGCAGGUGACUAUUGGUUUUGGGGGACGAAUGGUGACUGAGGAAUGCCCGCUAGCCAUCAUCGUCCUCAUCAUCCAGAACAUUUUGGGUCUGAUCAUCAAUGCUAUCAUGCUUGGCUGUGUGUUUAUGAAGACCGCUCAAGCCAACAGGCGAGCAGAGACCCUCAUCUUCUCCCGUAACGCGGUUAUCGCCCCACGCAACGGCAGGCCUACGUUGAUGUUCCGAGUCGGGGACCUGAGGAAAAGCAUGAUCAUCUCAGCCACCAUACAGCUGCAGGUAAUUCGACGGACGGUGACGGCAGAAGGUGAAGUGAUUCCUGUCUGUCAGCUGGACAUUCAAGUGGAGAACCCUCUCAGAAGCAACGGCAUAUUCCUCGUCUCUCCGCUUAUUAUCAGUCACACCAUUGAUAGAGGAAGUCCUCUAUACGAACUCUCGGCACAAUCACUGGCAACCGAUGAUCUUGAGAUCAUUGUCAUUUUGGAAGGUGUCGUUGAGACCACCGGUAUCAGCAUGCAGGCACGCACAUCCUACACACCCGAGGAGAUCUUGUGGGGUCGACGUUUUGUCUCUAUUAUGACCGAGGAGGACGGGCGGUACUCUGUAGACUACUCUAAAUUCGGGAAUACCGUCCCCGUCCGGAUGCCGUCUCUCAGCGCCAAAGAGCUGGACCAGACCAGGGGCAUCCAGGACAGCGGACCCCACGAGGGAAAACCACAGGGCUGGGGGUUGGUGAGGGCAGGGCGAGGCGGGUACAGGAGGGCCGGCGGCAGAGCCUGCGACGACGCGGCAGCUAAGCCGUGGUACGUGACGACUAAGAAAGUGGUGGAAAAGGAGAGAAAGGGACAAAAGAAAACAGUCAAACUUGAAGAGAUUGGCAGAGAGAUAGAAGAAGAAACGGUGGAGGAUAUGAGCGAUUAGAAAAACAUUUUUGGGUAGGUUUGAAAC